AUGCGGAGGUGGCAUCUGGAUAGCAAACAAUCACCCACUAAACCGAGCGAUAAGCAUACCGGGCACUCACCAUUCCAACCAAAUAGGAGAACUUCCCCCACAUCUUUCCAAUGGGUAAAGGGUCAUAGCGGCAUAGAAGGAAAUGAAAAGGCAGACCGCCUUGCCCAACAAGGAGCAUCGAAAACAGACACGGACGCCAUAGACCUGUAUGUACCAAGGAAUUUUGACCUACAAGGCGCAAAAUUGUCAAACAUAACGCAAAAGUUAGCAUACCAAGCUCUGAAAAACGGAACACACCUAGAAUACAACAGACAAACCCUAGGCCUACUGAGCUUGACAAGAGCCACUAUCGAAUCCAUGACCGCCACAAUCGAGACGGACGAAGUGAUAUGGAGAAGCUGCAGAAAUAAAGACAUUACAAAAAAAAUACAGAUGUUCAUAUACAAAACACUAAACAACAUGUUCAGAAUAGGUGAGUAUUGGCUACAAAUACCCACAUUUGAACAUAGAGCCAGAUGCCAAGCCUGUGGGGAAGUCCCGGAAUUGAUGGACCACAUCCUCACACAAUGCAAUAACCCAACGCGAAAGAAAAUCUGGAGCCUCGCCAGAUCCAUAUGGCCAAGAGCGUCCCGCCUCCUAAAAAUCCUAAUAUCUGAAUCAGCUUAUCUUAUCUGGACACUAAGAUGCGAACGAACAAUAAAAGGACAAAUACAUACAGAAGACAACAUCACCAGCAGGUGGGUAAACACCAUUAACAAACGAAUACAACUAGACCGCGCGAUAGCAGCUCGAACAAAGAGAUCAUCUAAAGCCAUCACACAAGUCCGCCAAACCUGGGCUGACAUAAUAAAAAUAAACAACAACAAAAUAAACCCGGAAAGUACCGAUUGGGUAACAACACUAGAGGUUUUAGUGGGUAUUAAACUACCCAGGCCCUCGCAGACCGAGGCCACCAGGUAG
Suillus subalutaceus is the source of this 960-nucleotide messenger RNA. RefSeq names its product RnaseH-domain-containing protein. The record is from RefSeq and is a predicted model, not a curated record. Gene Ontology annotation, molecular function: nucleic acid binding; RNA-DNA hybrid ribonuclease activity. The transcript is spliced from 3 exons. Lineage: Eukaryota; Fungi; Basidiomycota; Agaricomycetes; Boletales; Suillaceae. Bases 1 to 960 code for a protein of 319 amino acids.